This is a messenger RNA of Helobdella robusta, 747 nucleotides long. RefSeq lists its product as hypothetical. The transcript is spliced from 3 exons. The record is from RefSeq and is a predicted model, not a curated record. Gene Ontology annotation, molecular function: catalytic activity. The coding region runs from base 1 to 747 and encodes 248 amino acids. Lineage: Eukaryota; Metazoa; Annelida; Clitellata; Rhynchobdellida; Glossiphoniidae.
AUGUCAGUCCCAAAAAAUAUAAAGAGAAAAAAUGUUGCCAUAAAAAAUGUUUUUGUAAAGAUUGUCUAUCCGCAUUUAUGUAAUAUUAUCAACGCGCAGUGUUGUAUCCGGCAGAAGAGGGUGCGAAGAAUCCCCAGAGACCCAGUCCAUGGGGUUGCGGUGCAAGGCCCUGUGGAUGGUCUGGCUACUGGCAUUCCACUCUAUAAUGUUGCGGUGCGAGACACUAUGGAUGGAAGGAUUACUUGUAGACCAAGGGGUUUGAGGUUUGGUACCUGGAAUGCAGGCACGCCGACAGGAAGGAGUUUGGAAGUAGGAGAGAAGUUGCAGAAGAGAUUGGUUGACGUGGCUGCAUUACAGGAGAUCAGAUGGAAGGGAGAGGGUACAAGGUUUGUGGGGGCUAAAGGUGGAAGAUAUAAGUUGUGGCGGAAGGGGGAUGAUGGUACGGGAGGAGUUGGUGUGAUGGUAAGAGAAGAGUUGGCGGAGAAGGUAAUAGUGAGGGUAAUAUCAGGAUAUGCUCCGCAACAAAGUAGGAAGGAAAAGGAGAAGGAUAGGUUUUAUGAUGAUGUUUCUGACGAGAUUGGGCAAGCGGGGUUGCAUGAGUUUGUGGUGUUGUUGGGUGAUUUGAAUGGUCAUGUGGGGGGGCGGAUGCAGACGGAUAUGAAGGUGUACAUGGAGGAUGGGAUUAUGGUAUACGGAAUGAGGAAGGGCGUAGAGUGUUGGAGUUGGCGGAUGCACAUAGCAUGGUAG